Molecule: messenger RNA, 936 nt
Organism: Closterium sp. NIES-65
Lineage: Eukaryota; Viridiplantae; Streptophyta; Zygnematophyceae; Desmidiales; Closteriaceae
Source: the annotation of a GenBank genome assembly
AUGGGGUGCGCCGUGUCGGUGGAGGUGGCCGGCAAGGACGACGCGGGGGGGCAUAGCAACCACGCAGUUUCGCAGAAGCCGACAGGGAAAUCCGUUACAGUGCAAGAAUCGCAAAUGACAGCCACGACGGAGGUCGACGCGCGCCCGACGGACGCGGUCGAGUCGACGGCGACGGAGGGCGCGCGGCCGCUGCGCAAGUUCAAGCUGCGCGAGGUGCGCGACAUGUGCGACGGCUUCUCGUCCAAGUGCCCCGUGCUGGGCGAGGGCUCCUUCGGCAUGGUGUAUCGCGGCAGCGCGGAGCUCGACGGGCGCGCGGUCGACGUGGCGGUGAAGCGGCUCAGCGCGGAGAGCCAGCAGGGCGUCGACGAGUGGCUGGUGCGUGCCGUGCGGGGGUGUCUGCAGGUGGAGGUGCUGAUACUGGAUCGGCUGCGGCAUGCGAAUCUCACCCUCUUCUCCUCCCUUCCCCAUGCGGAGGUGCUGAUACUGGACCGGCUGCGGCAUGCGAAUCUGGUGGAGCUGGUGGGGUACUGCAAGGAGAAGGGCGAGUGCCUGCUCGUCUACCACUACUACGCCAACGACAGCGUUGAAUCCGCCCUCUUCAACCGCAAGCGCGCGGGGCAGGAGCCAUUCUCGUGGGAGCGGCGGGUGAGCGUGGCGUGGCAGGCGGCGGAGGCGCUGGCGUAUCUGCACGCCAAUGAUGUCAUCCACCGCGACUUCAAGCCUUCGAAUGUUCUGCUUGAUGCGGUGAGCGCACUGGGGGUUGGGUGGGGAAGGAGGGGGGGUUCAGGCGCUGGCGUAUCUGCACGCCAACGACGUCAUUCACCGCGACUUCAAGCCUUCCAACGUGCUGCUCGAUGCGGUGAGCGCAAGGGGAGGGGUGGGAGGGAGAUUCAGGCAAGCUGGCAUGGUGCUGGGUGCUGCUGGGGUGAAGUUUGA